Symbiodinium necroappetens is the source of this 1185-nucleotide messenger RNA. Lineage: Eukaryota; Dinophyceae; Suessiales; Symbiodiniaceae. The record is from the annotation of a GenBank genome assembly.
AUGCAGUCUCUGGCAUUCAGAAGAAAGACGUUUCGCUUCGAAUGGAGCUUGCUGCCGCAGCAGAGCCAUCCACUGCCAGGGGACUGUAUGAGCAUGUUGGCCCAGAUGAGCUUUGGGCCGUCCGUUCCACCCUACGAGGAGGUUGGGAGGAGCCCACCGGCCAUCAGGCAAGUCUUUGCCAUGGAGCUGGCCAGCUUUGCAGCCACUCGCGCUUUGGAUUCGAGCUACUGGGGCCUGACUCUGGGAAACGUCUCUUGCCUCCCCGCCCGAGUGACGCGCCCCCUACUGGAGAGCUUGACCACCGGCACGACCACGACUCCACUGCCGACUCAUGUUUGCGAUGGUCGGAUGUAUGCCACGGGCGGUGGCGAAGAGAGUGGGUUUGACCCCACUAUGGUAAGCGACUGCUCUGUGGCGCAGCAGGACCCGUGCCUUUGCGCGGCCAUGGACUACUGCGAGUGGCAGCCUGGAUCAGGCGAGAUCCCUGGGGGCUGUGCUGCCACGAAAUAUCCAGGAGUUACCUGCGAGGCUUGUCCUUUUCAGAGCAAGUGCGUGGAGCCGGAUCAAAGCACUGUCUGCGCGGAUAAGACGGUAGGCUGCGACUGCGCCAUGGCAAGGGCGACGAAGUUUGGCUAUGGCUGCCUCUUUGUGAACGGUGGCUGCGUAGCGCGCAGCACGCCUAACUCUGCGGCCACCAGCUGUGACGACUGCCCUAGCCAGAUACGGUGUGGCACGCCACGUAUCGAGCAAGUGCGUCCGGAGGAGGGACAUCAGCUGGGCGAGCUCGGAAUCUGGAGUAUCGAGGUGGAUUUCGAUCGACCCAUCGAGCUGGCCAACCAGGUCAGCGAGGAAUCCGGCGUGCAGCUUUUGUGCGAUCUCUUCGAGGAGAAUGGCGGAAAGACCUUCUGGGUCAGUAAGUGGAUGGUCUCGGCGAAGAAUACUACCUUGGAAAUUAACCUCAAGGAGUUGGCCAACGACUACAGGAGAACCUGUUUCCUGACCAUCGCCGGGAACAUUGUCUUCUCUGUGCCGCAUGGGGGCCUGCAGACUGGGCAGUACCUUUUCUACUUGCCGGAUACGCAGGAGCCCACCAUCCGCACCUUUGAUCCUCCCAACAGUGUUCGUGGGCUCAGCGUGGAUAUUCAGGUGAAGUUGACGUGGUCGGAGCCCGUUGCACGCGGCCGU